AUGACAUAUACUCGCCGGGGUGCAAGACUCUUAGCGGACCAGCAACGCCCCGCGCUCUCCCGAGACAUUCUCUGGCUCGUGGUCAAUGGCGUCACUCUGGUAAACGUAUAUCGGGAACCGAACGUGGACACCGCCCUCGAUGUCCUGUUCGCAUGGCCGAUUCCCAGCCAAUGUAUCAUCGCAGGCGACUUCAACGCGAGGCAUCACGCGUGGCAGAUUGGCCCCUCCCGCGGCCACGGCGGCAUCAUCGCAGAAUGGGCCGCAGAAAACGAUUUAGAUCUCCUCAAUCCGAUUAACACACCCACGAACGCCCACGGCAAUACCAUAGACCUGGCCUUCUCGAAUAUUCUCCUAGCCGAGGCGACGGUGGAGGACCACCUUGCCACGAGCUCGGACCACUUCACUCUCAGCAUCUCUCUCCCGGCUCUCAAGCCGGCAACGCUCCCGCCUGGAAAGAUUCUUCUCGCGAGCGACGAGGAGGUGAAGCGGUUCACGGAGCUGGUUGUAUCAGGGGCCACGAUUAUUCCCCAGGCAGCAACGACGGUUGUAGAUCUUGAUCGGCUCGCGGAUGCAAUUAUAGACCUGAUACAAUCCGCAGCUCGUGCGGCUGGCCGGCGAUCUCAACGUAGACCGCGGAAGGCUCCGUGGUGGAACGAGGAAUGCGCAGCGUCUGUCGCGGAGCUCCGCUGCGUCAGACGGGCAUUCCCACUCGGCUUCAAUCGUGACGUACAGCUCGCUCGUCGCGACCUGCGGCGUGUGGUGCGACGCGCGAAGCGGGCAUACUGGCGCGAACUGAUUGAUGGCGUGCGAAGCGACAAGGAUGUUUUUAAGAUCACGCGAUGGCUGAAGCGUCCUGGGGUGUUCCGCCCUCCACCUCUACAGGUCGGCGAGACAAUCAUUGAGACUCAGAUCGGCAAGGCCGAGGCCCUACGCCACGCUACUCUCGAGCGCAGAACUGCAGACGACGACAUCUCCGACCCCUGGACGCCGUCAGAAGACACCAUACCCAUUCCCUUCUCGCCCAAGGUCCCCAUUGAGGAAGUCCAGGACGCUCUGCUGCGUACAGGCAACACGUCGCCAGGAUCGGACAACAUCACGGUACGUCUGCUCCGAACGGCAUGGCCCGCUCUACGCUGCCACAUCCAACGCCUGUGUCAGGGUUGCCUGUCCCUUGGCUAUCACCCUCUGAGGUUCAAGGAGGCCGAAGUGGUCAUGAUCGAAAAGCCAGGCAAGCGUGAUCUUUCCAAGACACGUGCCUGGAGGCCAAUAUCACUGCUCUCAUGUCUUGGCAAAGGAUUUGAGAGGCUUAUCGCUCGUCGCUUGGCUUGGGCCUCGAUACGAUACGGUAUCCUGCAUCCACAGCAGAUUGGCGCCCUUCCAAAGAGGUCCGCGGUCGACCUAGUCGCCGCCCUUGUGCACGAUAUCGAAACAGCUCUGGCCAAUGGCCAAGUUGCUACGCUAGUCACAAUGGAUGUACAAGGGGCUUUUGACACCGUCAUGCGUAAUCGACUUAUCCUCCGACUCCGGCAACAAGGGUGGCCAUCGCAUCUCGUCAGAUGGGCCGGCUCCUUCAUGCAAAACCGCUCGGCCGCAAUCCGAUUCCAGGACGUCACAACGCCAGCGUCGCCUCUUCGAUGCGGCCUCGCACAAGGCUCACCUGUAUCGCCAAUCCUCUUCGCUCUGUACAUCGCCCCUAUCUACCGCCUCGGGAACUCGGAUGGUCGAUUCGGCUACGCAGAUGACACGGCAAUGCUGCGCACCGGGCGAACGCUCGAAGAAACGACAGCUCUCGCGUCCCGAGAUAUGGAAGAACUUCUGGUUUGGGGUGCCGCCAACGGCGUCACUUUCGACCCGGACAAAACCGAGGUGAUGCACUUCUCUCGGAAGAAGAGCCCCUCCCGGCCCUCCGUAUUCCAAGGCGGCACCGAGAUUGUCCCUGGAAACGCAAUGCGCUGGCUCGGGCUCUGGCUCGACCGUAGGCUCUCCUUCAAAUUCCACGUGGACGAGUGGUCCGCCAAAGCCAGGCGAGUAGCCAACCUCCUCAAAGGCAUCGCAAACACCAAGCACGGCCCUCUUCCGCGCGCCGUCCGCAGAGCAGUCAAGGCAUGCGUCGAGCCGACCUUAUUCUACGGCGCAGAGGCGUGGUAUCCCGGAGAGGUGGCGCCUAGCGUUGCAAACCCGAAUCGGAUCGUGUCCACGCAGGUAAAGCACCUCGUGCUACGUCUGGACAAAGUCCUGAGACACGCCGUUCGAGCUGCCCUUCCUGUCUGGAAGACGACCCCGAUCCCAGCCAUGCACCGCGAAGCUGGCACGCCGCCUGCGUCUAUCGCACUCGCCGCUCAGCAGAUCCGUUUCUCGGCACGCCUGAAGUCUCUCGACGGGCGUCAUCCCCUUGUUAAAAGGGCAUCGUGGAAACCGCCUCGAGCGCGGCACACUCGGAACCCCAGCUCGACCCGACGUGUCAAGCCAGCCUUUCAGUCGAGGCUUCAACGCACCGACCAACUCCUCCCGAAGUGCCAUCGCCCGACGCUCCUGCCGCGCCAGUACUCCGAUACAGAAACCAGCCCUCUUCAGGCUGCAAACAAAACCGAAACCGCUGGUGAUUUCCUUGAUUGGCUUGAAACCGCCGCCGCAGCCACGCUCAUCGUCUACUCCGACGGGUCGCAACUUCCAAACGGCGCCGUGGGAUUCGGCUUCGCAGUACACCGGGAUAAGCAAUCUCUAGUCCAAGGAUCGGGCCGCUUGGGUCCAUCCGAAGUCUUCGACGCUGAGGCAACCGGCGCCCUAGAGGGCCUCCGGGCCGCCCUUCGCCUGGGCGACACAACAAGCAACGUCGUGGUCUGUACCGACAAUCUUGCCGUAGCCAGCUGUCUGCGAGGCAAUCCAGCCGACUCGUCGCAGGACAAGUUCACUAGGUUCCAAGAACUGGCGAGCUCGCACGGAAACGUGCACGUCCGCUGGAUACCAGGACACACCAACAUACCGGGCAAUGAGGAGGCUGACGGCCUUGCCAAGGCAGGCUGUUUGCAGCCCGAACCGCCAGGAGCCAUGCCAUCGCUGGCCCACCUGCGCCGACUUGCGAGGCAGCAAUCGAGAGACGCCUUCAAAGCUUGGUGGUCGACCGAAGCUCCAGAGUCAUACAAGCCUCUGAACCUCGAGGCGACCACAAGCUGCCCCCCGGAGCUGGCGCUCCCCAGAGCAACGCUCCACACUCUCCUAGCGGCGAGAUCUCGCCACGGAGACUUCGCCGACUACCACGAGCGAUUCAAUCAUGACGACGCGCGUCUUGACUGCUCAUGCGGACGACGCAAAGCACCAGAGCACCCAUUCUACUGCAGGAAGGUACCGCCACGGCUCCGGAUGAGGCUGUCACCCUCACCGGCCGAAGCGGUACACCACCUCCUUCUUCCAAAGGAUCUGUCCGCGCCAUUAGGCGAACAACACUCCCUUUCUCCCUUUUUGUUUUCUGUUUCGUGUUUCUCCAAUUUCUGGUCACGGUCGAGUAAAGGGCGUCGCACCGCCCUUCACCCGGCCGAGGCCCUCCGCUCUGGCUGCGCACGCAGCCGGUCAGGAAAAGCCUUCCCAGGCCCAUCAGAAAGAUGGGUGACGACAGCGACGCAACGUCGCAUGCAACUCUACAUCCCGCGGACGGGUGCGAGGCUCCGACGAAAGAGCGCCUUGAGCCGAUGA
Messenger RNA from Purpureocillium lilacinum, 3690 nucleotides. NCBI's taxonomy places the organism in Eukaryota, Fungi, Ascomycota, Sordariomycetes, Hypocreales, Ophiocordycipitaceae. The record is from RefSeq and is a predicted model, not a curated record.